Messenger RNA from Clupea harengus (Atlantic herring), 930 nucleotides. Its product is annotated as galactose-specific lectin nattectin-like. NCBI's taxonomy places the organism in Eukaryota, Metazoa, Chordata, Actinopteri, Clupeiformes, Clupeidae. The record is from RefSeq and is a predicted model, not a curated record.
CUCUUCAACUAAGUGUGCUUGACUAUCCGAAUCCUGAACCAUGAACUAGCACUUUUCCAACUCCACUAUGCCUCAAUCAUGUCUUAACUCUGUAACUGUUUUUCAUUUUUCUUCCUCCCUCCAUCCCUCUCGCUCAUUCUCUCUCUCUCUCUCUCUAACACAGUUUGGUUUAUUAUACAGUACCUACUCUACUUAAUUCGGCAUCUGUAUUUCAUUUUAUGUAUCUAUUUUUGUGUUUUGAUCAGUUGUAUUAAAUGACUGCUUUGGUAAUACAAGUGCCCUAUUUGUGAUACCAGUGGAGCACCUUAGAAUUUUAAUUUGUCGUCAUCAUGGCCACCCUGAUCAUUUGGAUAUCUGCCUGUGCAGUUCUUCUUUGUGGAGUGCAUGGACAACACAAGUGUCCACCCGGGUGGAGUGUCUUUAACAGGCGGUGCUUCAAAAUAGUAACAAGUAGCUCCACCUUUCAUAAGGCCCAGAUGGCGUGUGCAAAUGAGAACGCUCACCUGGCCUCUGUACACAGUGCUGCUGAGAAUGAUUUCAUCCAGGGUCUCGUGCGCAACGCUGGACUGAGUAGUCAAGGCGCCUGGAUUGGAGGUUCUGAUGAUGGCUCAGAGGGUACUUGGUACUGGAUUGAUGGAUCUGCAUUUGAUUUCUCGGACUGGACAAUUGGACAGCCUGACAACUAUCACACAGAAGACUGCCUGAUGUUGACUCCAGAUGGUAAUUUGCGCUGGAAUGACCUGCGCUGUGACGAUUUGCGGCCGUUCAUCUGUUCAAAGAAAUCACCCUAUUGGGACAAGUUACACAUGACUGAUGUUUCUUGCGCACCAUAAAUGUGCGGUGUCAUUGUACCUUAUUAUGGCCUCAGCUUGCCCUUCACUGGAAACAAGUUUGGUACCAGAAACCUAUUAAAAAUUGCAUACCAUAUCA